GUUAUUUUAUUAUACUUUUUAACAAAUUAAUAAUUUAAGUCAAAUUUUCUAUGCUCUCAAUUCAACUCCAAAACCGAUAAUUCAAAUUGUACGUAAUCGUGGAGCUCUAUUCAUUUCUCUCAUCACUAAUAAAGUGCAAUAUUUUCUGAUAAGAACAGCUGCAUUUCCUGCUGUUCAAAAUCCAAAUCGAUUUAAAGUAAAAACUAAAUCUAUACGAACGUGUACGCAUUAAAGGUGGCACAUUCAACAAAACCGUUAUAAAUAAUGAGUAUCGAUGACGUGAUUUACGUUCUUUGCCUACUCGGUUGCAUUGGUGCGGGGCAUUACGUCAAGAGGAUAGGCGAUGAAACACAACGAAAAUUUAUUAGCACCGGUCUCGGUUUGCUGGUGGUGUUUAUUGCAUCGGGUUACCAUGCACUACAUUGUAUUAUAUCGACAACUAUUGGAUCGUUAGUUAUUAUCCAUAUGCACCCAAGCCGUUGCCAUUUGAUUACGUUUUGCUUAAUGUUCGGCUAUUUGGUAUUCUUCCGCUUAGUGCACGUAUUUGGUUUGCCAAAUUAUCCUGGACACACCAAUAUGAUACAGAUGAUAUUAACAUUAAAGGUUUCGGGAGUUGCUUUUGAGAAAACGGCUGCUUGGAAAAAGUUACGACAACGUGAUAAGGAAAUUGCCGAAAGGAAGGGCGGUGAAGUUAUAACUGCCACUGAGCCACUUGUGGAAGUAACAGAUUAUGAUGUGGAGUUGCAGGAUAUAGGAUUUGCUGAGAUCUUCCACUAUUGUUUCAAUUACAUAGGUGUAUUGACAGGUCCAUAUUACCGCUAUCGCACAUACCUCGAUUACUUCGAGAUGCCAUUUAAAGAUUAUGCGCCGCAUAUAACCGCAACAAUAGAAAAACUCAAAUAUGCCGGUCUCUAUUGUUCACUGUAUCUUGUAGCCAACUACCUUUGGCCACUUGAGUAUGCUUUAAGUGAAGAAUUUUAUCAAGAGCGUUCAUUUAUAUAUCGACUUAUGUAUGUGUGGCCGACAUUUUUCACGUUCCGUAUGCGUAUUUACACUGGCUUAACAUUGAGCGAAUGUGUCUGCACUAUGGCUGGUUUUGGCGCUUACCCCGAUGAGGCGGAUGCCACCAGUGGCGAGGGACCACGAAAGCAGUACGCACAUUUGCGACGUGAUGCCGAUAAACGUACUUACAAUUUCACUACUAUUGUAAAUACGCGUGUGCGCAGCGUAGAGACUUGUUGGACCUUCCGUGAGGGCAUGAAACACUGGAAUAUUUGCAUACAGUAUUGGUUGGCGGUGAAUGUUUACAAGUUAUUCCCAAGCAAGCAGUACAGAACUAUCGUAACAUUGCUUUGCUCUGCCUUCUGGCAUGGCUUCCGUCCUGGACACUAUUUCUGCAUCAUGGGUGCGCCGUUUUACGUUUCAUUGGAAGAUAUGUGGAAUAAAUUGGUGCGCAAGGAUGCUACCGGUCUACAACGUCAAAUUAUCGAUGUUCUUUUUUGGAUAGCGAAGUUCUUUGCUUUCAGCUAUCUCGGCAUCUCAUUUCUACUAGCUUCAUUCUCUAAUAUCUGGAAGUACUAUAGCUCAGUGUAUCAUAUUGGUUAUGUGGAAUGGUGUGUCUUUAUAGUAUUGGGUAAAUAUUUGUUAAAUUUGAAAAAGUCAGCUGAAAAGCGACAGCAAAAACAAAUGGAUGUUGCUGAAAGCGAAAAGGAGCAAAUGAAAAAAGUGGCUUAAAUCCAGUAAACAGGCCUUAGCAACGUAGAAUUAAAGUAUAUAUUUAUAUAUAUGAGCUAUAUUAGUUACUAUAUAUGUAUGUGUGCACACAAAUAUAGCUUUAUUAUGUACAGGUCAAUGUGAAAUAGUGUAUUAUCGUAUUGUGCGGAUAUUAACUACUAUGCCAACAUUUCCAGUAGUUUAGUUUUUACUUGUAACUUUUAUAAGUAUCUAAGCACAAAUAACUACCUAAAAAAUAUUAUAUUAAAUAAUAAUAUUAUUCAUGACGGGGUUGCGAAUAUUUUUAUUCAAAAACUUUGCAUUGAAAUAUAAAUAAGACAAAAAAAGUUGAACCAGUUGAAAUUAUUUUAAAAAUAAGCUUUCAUUUUAAAAUAUAAUUCAAAUGUUGGAACACAACGUAUGUAAUCGCGAAAAAUAUUAAUUCCAAAAAAUUUUAUUUUUAAUUAUAAACUUUUAUUAUAUAAUAUAAUAUUU
This is a messenger RNA of Bactrocera oleae (olive fruit fly), 2208 nucleotides long. RefSeq names its product membrane bound O-acyltransferase domain containing farjavit (gene frj). NCBI's taxonomy places the organism in Eukaryota, Metazoa, Arthropoda, Insecta, Diptera, Tephritidae. Gene Ontology annotation, molecular function: lysophospholipid acyltransferase activity. Gene Ontology annotation, biological process: lipid modification; phosphatidylinositol biosynthetic process. The record is from RefSeq and is a predicted model, not a curated record. Gene Ontology annotation, cellular component: mitochondria-associated endoplasmic reticulum membrane contact site; membrane.